ACUGCUCCGACGAUGUGACAGUACCGUGGACAAUCUAUUCUCGUAGUUCCAAGGGUGGCCACCACGCCUGGGCAGGCGGCGCUGAGCUUUGCCUUCGAACCCCUAUUGGCAAUUGCAUCCGGACCAUGGGGGGACAUUAAAUUCAAAAUACUGACAGCACGUCGAUUUGAAGUAGUUGUGUCGUUGUCGAAAGCCACGGAGGCGUGUCGGCUGGUCACGGUUCGCUGGAGACACGUUUCAUUCAAGUUUUGUGAACAUGGGGAAGAAAUCUCACAGCAACGAUGCACGGGGUAAACAAAGUAAUUUUUCAAAGAAUGGACUGCAGACGACAGGAGUUAAGAAGCUGCCCCCUCAUAAAAGAAACGAAUUAAAUCAACUUCUGGAUAAAAUUUUAAAAGUUAGUAGCAGUGUACCUGAAUCUGCUAACAUAUCCAAGGAAUGGGAGGCAUACCAGGAGAUCCAGAAGGUGCUCAGCAAAGUGAAGCUGAUAGAAGCAGAUCUGCAACAGUCACUUCCAUCAAGGGCUUCAGCUGUAGAGGAAUUUUUAUCUUGGUUACGAAAUAACAAUGUUGAAUUUGACGGACUAAAGAUUGCUGAAUAUCCUGGUUUAGAUUUUGGUAUUGAAGCAGAAAAAGAUUUUAAAGAAGGAGACAUGAUGAUCGCUGUUCCUCGCUCUGUAAUGCUUACUGUUGAAAAUGUGCACCAGUCUCCCUUCAGGGAACUAGCGACAAAGGAUCCUUUAAUAGUUCAUAUGCCCAAUGUUGCAUUAGCAUUGCUUGUGUUACUUCAGAGGCGUGAACCGCUCUCAUUUUGGAAACCAUACAUCAACAUGCUGCCGCAGAGAUACACUACUGUGUUGUAUUUUAGUCCUGAUGAAAUAGUCCAACUGAAAGGUUCUCCAGCCUUCGAAAUGGCUUUGAGACAAUGCAGAUCCAUAGCAAGACAGUAUGCAUAUUUCAGCAAACUAUUUCAGAACGCAAAUGAUGAAGCAAGUUCCAUCCUCCGAGAAGUCUUCACAUAUGAGGAGUAUUGCUGGGCGGUGUCCACCGUGAUGACGAGGCAGAACACGGUGGUGACGGCGGACGGGUCCGGAACGACGCAGGCCCUCAUCCCGCUGUGGGACAUGUGCAACCACACGGACGGCAAGCUGUCCACGGACUUCAACGUGUCGCUGGACCGCUCCGAGUGCGUGGCGUGGCGGCCCGUGGCCAAGGGCAAGCAGGUCUUCAUCUUCUACGGCGACCGGCCCAACUGCGAGCUGCUGAUCCACAACGGCUUCGUGCACCCGGGCUCGGCGUGCGACGCGGUGCGCCUGCGCCUCGGCGUGGCCAAGGCGGACCCCCUGCACGCCGAGAAGGCCGCGCUGCUGCACCGCCUCCGCCUGCCCGCCGCCGGGGACUGGGAGGUGGUGGCCGGGCCCCAGCCCGUGCUGCCCAGCCUCAAGGCCUUCGUCAGGGUCUUCAGCAUGGACAAGGCCCAGCUGGACCACUGGACGGCCAGCCCCAGCGUCGAGUCCCUGCAGGAGGACACCUGCGCCCUGGACAAGGCCCUGGAGAAGCGCGCCUGGACGUUCCUGGCCAUGCGGAUCAAGCUGCUGCUGGCCGCCUACCCGACCAGCAAGGAGGACGACGAGGCCCUGCUCGGCGACGCGGGCGACGCCGUCGGCAAGAUGAGCCCCUGCACGCGCCUGGCGGUGUCGCUGCGCCUGGAGGAGAAGCGACUGCUAGUGAACGCCCUCGCCUUCUGCGACGAGCGCCUCGCUCGCCUGGAGGCGUGAACCUUCGCGCCUCACCGCCCUCCGCGCUCCGCCCUCGCUUUCGUGUUUCGACCGUGAUGUUUCACGGGCCGAAUAACUUAACUCGCACUGAUGAGUCGACGUGAAGUAAAUUCCACUAUUUUUCUGGUGUAAAUCGAUGAAGUAAGGAUUGAAGGGACCCCAAGAGGACUGUCGUGUAACGCAAAUUAUAUAUUUCGGAUGCUUCUGACUUAAUGUUUGUUCGUUUGUUUGUUUUUAUUUUCAAAUAAAUGUUUUUUGUGUUAAA
Molecule: messenger RNA, 2042 nt
Organism: Thrips palmi
Lineage: Eukaryota; Metazoa; Arthropoda; Insecta; Thysanoptera; Thripidae
Gene: Setd3
Product: actin-histidine N-methyltransferase
Exons: 10
Coding region: 257-1777 (506 amino acids)
Biological process (GO): positive regulation of transcription by RNA polymerase II; actin modification; peptidyl-lysine monomethylation
Molecular function (GO): protein binding; protein-L-histidine N-tele-methyltransferase activity; histone H3K36 methyltransferase activity
Source: RefSeq, a predicted model, not a curated record